Messenger RNA from Ooceraea biroi (clonal raider ant), 3814 nucleotides. RefSeq names its product RNA-binding protein 33. Gene Ontology annotation, molecular function: RNA binding. Lineage: Eukaryota; Metazoa; Arthropoda; Insecta; Hymenoptera; Formicidae. The record is from RefSeq and is a predicted model, not a curated record.
UACACGAGAGUUUGAUCGACUUGGUUUGUUCUAUAUAUCGAUGAACUGUUCGAUGCAAUUGUGCAGCCAUUAUACACUUUCUUCUGGCUCCGAAGAACGAGACUUGCCAUGUCAGAGCAUGAUGAUACAUUGUUGGACGAAGAUCUCGGAGAUGACGAAUACGAUCUUGGUAAUGACGAGGAGGAAGCCCUCCUAGCAGAUGACUAUGAACUAGAGAGGCAGAAUAGCUAUAAGGGAGAAGAGGAAACAGAUGAUGUACUGGACUUAGGAGUCACGGAUGCACUCGACGACUUAGAUGGCGAAGACGAAAAUAUAGAGUUUAGUAGAGGCAAUACUGAUAAACAUAGCGAUAACGAUUUCUAUAAAGAUGGAGGUCAUCCGGAGAAUAUACAGCCAACGUCGUCGUAUUACGAACAUGACGAAAGUGCCGAGUAUGUGAACGAACAUGAAGCACUGCAUCAAACUGACAGAAAUUCGGAAUCCAGCAUUAAUGUAUCCAAUAACAUCGGCAAGGGUGAUUUGCGCGAGAAGUUACAAAAAAGCGGUCAGAAGAACAUUUACGCCGGCAACGGACAGGGAAUGGAGGACGAUGACUGCGAGGAGGCAAAGGAGAGGCGGAACAGAUUUCAAACUGAACGUACAAUGAUUUCUCCAAAGAUGAACAAUGAUAUUCCGGAUACCUUAGAAAAUGUCGUUACAUCGGAACUAUCCAGGGCGCCGUUUCGAGGAAGAGGAAGAGGCCGCGGAACAAGAGGAAGCAGAGGAGGAAGAUUUAUCGUACAGAGUGCUGGAAACUUCAGUCCAAGGUUUGGCGCGCCUCGGCCGGGCAAUUUUGAUAAUCAACCGCCGACAUGUAGACCGCCAUUGUUAGAGAACAGGCCUCCGUGUCUCCUUGGUGUACCAAGUAACGUACAAAAUCAACAGAUAUUGUACCAACAAGCUAAUCCACAACAGCCCUUUCAACAGCCUUUCGGUCCGAAUGGUCCGAUGCAAGGGCCACCGACGCAAUUUGUGGAAAAUCGACCGCAGUUCAAUCCUGGACAGUUCCAGGGUCUUAUGGGGCCUCGUCCGAUCGGUCCGAGGUUGCCCGAGUACAGACCUAGAGGCCCCAUGGGAGGCUCAAUGCAAGGACCAAACUAUAAUUGUCCACCUAAUCAUCCACCGUAUCAUGCGCCAAUGCAGUUUCAAAAUCCAGGCAGCAUUAUGCAAGAGAACCGGCCGAUGCAGGGUAAUCAGGGUCCUCUGCUACAGGGCAAUCCAGGUGGAGGAUCGCUCCUCGGUAACCCGAACAUGUUGUUGCCCGGAAAUCCGCCAAAUAUGCUGCUGCCGGCGGGGAAUGUGCCGAUGCCUAUGCAGGGAUUUCCGCGCCAGCAGCAAGCGUUGCCACCCUCCGCCCAAGGUCCACCCAUGCAAAAUUUACCGCCGAAUGCGCAAAUGCCUAGUCAGCCGCCCUUCGAGAAUAGACUGCCGCCAUCAUUUCAAGAGCCGCAGCAGUUUGAAAGCCGGAACGCGUUCGAUGCGAGGGCCGCGUUUCACCCCGAUCAAGUACCCAAUAGCCAAUUUAAUAAUACGAUGCAACCGGUACCGCAACAGUCAUCGUCUAAUGUAUCACACAGUGUGUCUUUACCUCCAGGCCACAAGAUUCUAAUCAACCCACAUUUUAGAGGCACUGUGCAACCUGCAAAUGAUGCUCGACUUGUUUGGGAUUCUAAUCAAGUCCAACCGCAAACGUCUCACAGCUCACAAUUUUCACAACCCCCGUCGUCAUAUCAGAAUCAAAGACCCUAUAAUCAGCCCCAGCAAGGUCCACCGCAGUACCAACAACAAAAUCAACAAAACUACCAGCCGAACAAAAGUGAUGAUCCAUACGCAUAUUUCUCUGAUGUGUGGCAAGAGAACAGACCACAGAAACCACAAAGUAUGAGCCCGAGUAAGCAUUAUUCUUCGGACAAUAAUUAUUCUCGGGAGAGUAACUACAGUGAUAGUAAUAAAUACAAAUCGGAUAGCCAAUGGGAUCAAAGAAACAGCUAUCAAGAGGAUCACAGAGAAUCUCACCAGAAUUAUCGAGACCGAGAUUUGCCUCUACGAGCAAGAAAUAAUCACAUGCAGAGAAGCAGAACGCCACCGAGCACGUACCGCAAUGAUCCUUACGAUCAGAAUCACAGUCAGAAGUCUUCUAGACUGAUAAAUACCACAUCCCGUGGUGCCAACCGGCCGCCGUCAAAGAGGUUUUCUUCGGAAAGAGAGCUGCAGGAAGCAGGAAGCCCGAAGCGCAGCAAGACGCCUAGUAAUAGAAAUCUUCAAGAAGUGCGAAGAAUAGAUACAUCAAGUGAGACGGUUACUGAGAGAAAGGAUGAAGAUAACGAUCCAGAGAUGCAGGAAUAUCGUAAGAAAAUGGAAGAACAGAAGCGCCUUAGAGAGAAAUUGUUGCGCGAAAAGGAGAAUAGACGUAAAAUGGCUGCAAUGGAAAAGCAAAAUGAAAAUGCAAAAUUUGAUUCGAGUGCUGCAGCGACUGAAAAUACGCAGCAGGAGACAAAGCCUGUAUCAGCGCUGAUAGGAGUCGUAAAGGACGGUGUCACGAUGAAAACUCGUCCUGGUGUUGCUAAAGGACGUGGUCGUCCUAUCAGUACACAGAGUACAGAGGUAGCAGACAGACCGUCUGGUGUACGAAUUGUCAGAACGAUACAAACUAUACAAACCAACGAUUUCUCAGACACGACCAGUUUGAAAGAUAGCAAUUCCGAGCACGCGAUGGGUCAAGUUGGCGAUAUCGUACAAACACGGCAAAUAGUGCAACCGUCUGGCACGCGAAGAGUCGUAAUACAAAAACCUCUGCUGUUAAAUUCACAGAAAGUUGCUACUACAAUACAGAAAACUGUCUCGAAUCUGCAAAAGAAUCAGGGAGUACAGGCGAAGGUGUCUAAUACACAGAUCGUGCAGACUCAAAAAGUGUUACAGAAUCAAGGAAAUGUUUUGCAAAAAUCUACCAUGGGAGCGAAAGCUGCAGCGGCCGGUCAUAGAAUGAUGACGCUUAAAACGCCGAGUGGCCUGCAGAAAACCGUGAUCAACGAUGUUCAGAAGAUAGGAAACGUGCAACAAAAUCCACAGCGAAUUGUACUGCAAAAAUCUGCAAUUCAAGCAAAACGAUUGCCUGAAAUAAAGACAAACACGGUGAAAUUAGAGAAUUUGGCUGCGAGUACGUCUGAGACUCAAAUCAGACGUAUGUGUCAAUCCAUCGGAACUAUUGAGAGCAUACAUAUGGGCGAGGGUAAUGCGACCAUUGUGUUUAAGACACAGUCCGCCGCCAUGGUGUUUCACAAGAAAUACCAGCGUAAAAUGCUCGAUCUAUCGCUGAUAACUGUUCGUCUUGUGCCACAAACCAUGCCCGGCAAUAAAGCGGUAACGGCGAUCGCGAAGAAAUCCUAAAAGGGGAUUUUGAGAUAUCCUUGAUAUAUCCUGCACAUUAAUUUAUCGCGAUCCGUAGACGUUACUUUUUCCUUUUCAAUAGUUCAGGUUUAGUGGACCUAUUUAAUAUAGAUGUUGAAACAUGUAUUUAUAUUUUAUACGUAUAGUAUCCUGAAUAUUCAACACAACUACAGAUAUUUGUAAAUUUUGGAAAGUUAGUUGAACUAGUACAAGCAUAAUGUAAAUGAUAAACUCUCAAAGCAGUUUACAGUUUCAUGCGCUUGUUAUCAUUGAUGAAUACAUUUGUACAUAUAAUAGCAUAUUGUAUAUUUCAUAUAAGAUAAUGUAUAAUGAUGUGCAUAUAAAAUAAACCAAAUCGCAACACAAUAUGCGAGUGUAGAAGCAAGAA